GUAGUUGUCUAUGGCUCACACGAGCGCCAUCCUUGCACAAGAGGCGCUGUUUCUAUUCGCUAAGGGAGGGGGGAAAAAAACAGCCUCAGCUAGUUGGUGGAAUCGCCCUGCCUACAAUUCCCAGCAUGCAAUGCACCAGAGGCGGUUUUUCUGCAUUCGUGCGAACGGGCAAGUGGUUCAGAGGGGGUAGAUAUUUUCGUCGGAGGCGUCUGGGGUUGCGCGCGGGCGGGGUGCAAGCUAGGGAAGGAAGCGAGCCAGCCCGAGAGCCGACAAGAUAACAGCAACCCCCCCACCCCAAAGAUUUGGAUCCUUUGGAGGAGGUAGAAUCGCUCCUUUCCAGCAAAAGGAACUGAAUCUCGACAAACAUGCUACAUACCAAAGUCAAAACAGAAAAACCAGAUCUUGAGACAGCCAAUGCUCGGAACCGUCUUGAUGCCGUCCUGCAGUGUCUACUGGAGAAAACUGAUGUUGAUAGAGAACAAAUGGAAGAUGACCCUGGAAAGACAUCAUCAGAUGUGCUCAGCAAGGAGCCUUCUCCUAUUGCUACAGGAAAGAGGCCUUCUACCCGGUUCUCCCAUCACCGCCGCAAGAAGAGGAAGGAGAUGGACGACGGACUCACUGAAGGGGGACCACAAAAGCAGAACACCUACAUCAUCAAGCUGUUUGAUCGAAGCGUAGACCUGGCCCAGUUCUCGGAGAACACCCCGCUCUAUCCCAUCUGCCGAGCUUGGAUGCGGAAUAGUCCCAUGGUGCGGGAACAGGAGCGAUCUCCCAGCCCAAAUCUGCCUGCCCUGCUUGAGGAUGACGAGGGUGUCGAAGUAUUAAAUGGGAAGAUCCAGGAUGUCUACAAGCUACCACCUCCUAUCCCUUGCCAGACCAACCCUGCAGGGGAACCAAUUAACCUGCGUAUCCCGUUCCCAGCCGAAUCUGAAGAGCAAACAGAAGCAGCUGCUGACACGACUUCUGACACAGUACCUUCAAUGUCCACCCUCAUCUACAAGAACAUGGAGAGAUGGAAGAAGAUCCGACAAAGGUGGAAAGAGGCUUCGCAGAAGAACCAGUUGCGCUAUGCUGAGAGCAUGAAGAUCCUUAAGGAGAUGUACGAACGGCAAUGAAGAGUGAGGUGCAGGAACUCAUGCGUUCCUGGAAUCCCUUGUCUUCUGGGCUAACUUUACUGCUUCUGGGUUUGUCUACCAAUAAAUAUAGCUUUAUAUU
This is a messenger RNA of Candoia aspera, 1215 nucleotides long. It is a transcript of the gene LIN37, whose product is annotated as lin-37 DREAM MuvB core complex component. Gene Ontology annotation, biological process: negative regulation of transcription by RNA polymerase II. Gene Ontology annotation, cellular component: Myb complex; transcription repressor complex. The transcript is spliced from 10 exons. The record is from RefSeq and is a predicted model, not a curated record. Lineage: Eukaryota; Metazoa; Chordata; Lepidosauria; Squamata; Candoiidae. Bases 366 to 1115 code for a protein of 249 amino acids.